AUGACAUAUGGAGAGCACAUAAAGAAAACUGUGGAAAAAGUCAAUAAGGUGACGGCGGCGCUUAGUGGAGUGCUUCCAAACAUAGGAGGACCAGGAUACUGGAAAAGAAAGUUAUUAUACAACGCGGUACAGUCCAUUCUAUUGUUUGGAGCUCCAGUCUGGUACAAGGUCAUCAGGUUUCAAAAGUAUCGAACAAUGCAAGAAAGUGCGCAGAGGAAACUACUCAUACGCGUUGCCCGCGCUUAUAAAACAGUCUCGACGAAAGCAGUACAGGUCAUAGCUGGAAUACCACCGAUAGAGCUCAUGGUGGAGGAGAGGGCGGAGGUAUAUAAACUAGGUGUAAGAGCAGGACCGGCGACAACUCAAAGACCAGCGACCAUAGGAAAAUGGCAGGAAAUAUGGGAUAAACACAAGACGACCGCACAGUGGACAAAAAAGCUUAUUCCCAACAUAGCGAAAUGGCUCGAGUGUACCCACAGGAGAGCAGACUACACACUAACGCAGUUUCUUGCGGGAUAUGAGACAUAUGGGGCAUAUACGAAGCGGAUAGGAAAGAAGGAGGACAGCAGCUGUACAUACUGCCACGAAGCUGAGGACAGGGCAGAACAUACUUUUUUCGAGUGUGAGAAAUGGGAACGGUGGAGAACUGAGAUAGAGUUGGAUCUAAACAUAAACAUCACACCUGGAAAUGUAAUAACAAAAAUGAUCGAAAGUCCAAGGAACUGGAAGUUAAUCGAAAAUUAUAUACCACGGGUAAUAAAGCAGAAAGAAAGGGACGAAAGGGACGACACAGAGAGAAUAUGA
Messenger RNA from Zophobas morio, 804 nucleotides. RefSeq lists its product as uncharacterized. The transcript has a single exon. The record is from RefSeq and is a predicted model, not a curated record. The coding region runs from base 1 to 804 and encodes 267 amino acids. Lineage: Eukaryota; Metazoa; Arthropoda; Insecta; Coleoptera; Tenebrionidae.